This is a messenger RNA of Paramuricea clavata, 1598 nucleotides long. Lineage: Eukaryota; Metazoa; Cnidaria; Anthozoa; Malacalcyonacea; Plexauridae. The record is from the annotation of a GenBank genome assembly.
AUGGAGAGGCUUCCCUCGAACACGAUUACAGAGCGGGAGAUCACUAGUUUCCAAGAAAAUGGGGCCAUUUGUUUACGAGCUGUGUUCAAUCAGAAGUGGAUUGAUCUCUUGCGAAGAGGAAUAGAAUACAAUCGGCUCCACCCAUCCGACAUGACGAAACGCAAAGGGCACUCGCCUCUGUUCUUUCAUGACUACAACAACUGGGAAAAUAUCCCAGAAUACAAGGAGUUUGUUCUCCAUUCCCCAGUGGGAGAGUUGGCAGGACGACUUGUUCAGUCUGCGGUAAGGGAGAUUGCCAGUCUUUUGUGUGCAAGGUGUUCCCGUUCCAACCGGACGUUUGACACACUAACUGUGACGUAUUAGUGAUUAGUAACAGGGAGGGGGGGGGGGGUUGGGGGGGGGUUGAGUGUGGAGUUGAAUAGCAUUUUUAUGUUAUAGCAAUUAAUAUCAUACCGGAAAGUUAAUUGAAAUUGGUUUCAACUUUACUUAUGGAACAACCACAUAAAUAAAUAGAUAUUACAUUUUGAGUAUCUUGCUCGAUAGAAAUAAAUGUACAUGGGGAGUUCGUCUCCGCUCGGGGUUUUCAUCAACCAAGCCCUCUACAUUUGAAUAAAUACAGUAUGAUCGUCAAUGGACCAAUCCCCAAUUAACCAAAAUUUUGAACUCAACAAGUCUAGACAAAAAUUUCAUCACAGAUUGAAAGAGCCUCACAAAAUUGGUAAUAUUCCAAAGUUUCGUUGCAAAAUGUUGUAAAAUGCGGAUAAUAUAUUAUAGCCUUGCGAAGUUUGCAAUUUUCAGUCAUUUUAGAUUACAAACGGGAAAUGUGCGUAAUACAAAACGACUGAAAAUUACAAACUUCGCAAGGCUAUAUUAUCCGCAUUUUACAAUAUUUCGCAACGAAAAUUUGGAAUAUUACUAAGUUUGUGAUGCUCUUUCAAACUGUGAUGAAAUUUUUGUUUAGGCUAGUUAAGAUCAAAAUUUUGGAAAAGUGGUAACCGUUUCCCGCUCGUAAAUGUAAUACAAAAUGACUGAAAAUUGAAACUUUCGCAAAGCUAUAUUAUCCGCAUUUUACAACAUUUCGCAACGAAACUUUGCAAUAUUAUAAAUUUUGUGAUGCUCUUUCAUGCUAUGAUGGAAUUUUGUCUAGACUUGUUGAGAUAAAAAUUUUGGUUAAUUGGGGAUUGGUCCAUUAGCCUUUCUCACGCCGCCAUUUUUGGGUGGCUUUUCAGCCGAAGUCUGCGAGAUAAGUCCACAUAACAGCGACUUUUUAUAUUUUUUUGGACGAAUGAUGAUAAAUUUGCUUUGUAAAUGGUUAGUUUAUUUUGAAAAAUUGCUUUUCACAUUGUUUUAAUUGUCUCAUUUGUCUGCAUUGGUUAACGAGAAUUACAUGCCAACCAAAAAUGGCGGAUAUUCGUCAUCGUGAGACAGGCUAAUUGGACGCCAACGAGUUCUCUGAUCGACGUUGUAAAUCUUCCUAGACAAUCGCGCUGUACUCCAAUCACGUUAUUGUGAAAGACAGCGGCUCAACCAGAGAAACGCCAUGGCACCAAGAUCAGGCUUACUAUAAGAUCGACGGACAGCAGGGAAGUAUUGAUUGA